This is a messenger RNA of Australozyma saopauloensis, 690 nucleotides long. RefSeq lists its product as uncharacterized. The transcript has a single exon. NCBI's taxonomy places the organism in Eukaryota, Fungi, Ascomycota, Pichiomycetes, Serinales, Metschnikowiaceae. The record is from RefSeq and is a predicted model, not a curated record. The coding region runs from base 1 to 690 and encodes 229 amino acids.
AUGAGCUUUAAGCAUAGAUUUGAGACGCUUCACAAUCACAAAGGAAGCCCACCGAGCUCUUUCGGCAAAAGUGCAAUGGCGGUUCUGCAAAAAUCUGGUCCUUUUUUGAAGGAAGCCUCGCCUGAUUUUGAGAUGUUACUGACUCCCUACCACCAGGGAGCAUCCUCGGCCGAAUCAGCUCCACUUCCCCACGGCCACAUGGGCCCAAUCAUGUCUACGCCAGCUAUUUGGAUUAAUUCCGGUAAUCGCCGAGAUGGCGCUUUUGCGGAUUCAAAUUUAGGUGUCCAUCGAGCCUCGGCGCCUUCUGAACAAUCUCCCUUGAUGCAGCACUGCCAUCAUCUGUCCAUCAAUAUAUCCAUUAGCGUUCCUGGCUCACCAAACUCCAAUUCCUUUCAACCUGGCUCACCUGUUCUGCAAAUGUCGUCUUCAGCGCCAAUUUCUGUGAUUCCACUCCGACAGGAACCGGAUCAUAACCUGAGCAGGGUAGCGAACGUCAUUCCCACGACGAUACAGACAUUCAUGCAGACGCAAAUGUCUGUCUCGCGUUUUGUCUUGGCGAUUAUAUUGGUAUUUAUUAUCUGUUUGACAAUUCUGGGAAACUUGGGCAUGUACAUGUUUCCCUUGUUGUGCUUGAUGGAAAGAGUCCUUUGGCAGGAUGAUCUGAUGGGAUUCUGCGUGCGAAUCCUAUAA